CUUUCAGCCAUCAUGUCUGAAAGACACAUCUAAACAGCCAAUCAGAACAUCGGAACGCUCGGAGCUCCUCCAAUGAAAACUCUGAAUGGGCGGAGCUCCUGUAUGUUUUCUGGUUGCCAAUGAGAAGAUGUUGCGCUGUGGAGUUGGAGACAGAUGAGAAAUCACUGUCAGACGCUCCAAACGGGAAUAACGACGCUCUUAUUUGAAUAAAGACAGUUUCUUCAUCUGAUGUGAACGAUUUAGAGAAGUUUAAGAUGCAUACAACUCGCAGUCCAUCCGCGUCCAUCCAGACCGGAGCAGCUGGAGACGCACUGGACCUCAGCCUGACCGGCUCCCAGCUCGCAAUGGGCCGCAGACCCAGCAGUGCUUCACCUGGAAAACACUUCUCUCGAUCCAUAUCCGUGUCUGUGGCCAGUGACGGCCGGGGGAAGCGAAACACUUUGACUGAUGCUGGAUUGGGAAGCUCACGAGCAAUUAAGAACCUGCGUCGGUCCAACAGCACCACACAGGUGAACCAGCAGGCCAACACAAGCCUCAGUGAUGGCCACACAGAAGACUUCCUGGCUCUGUUCAACAGCAGCUCUGAUGGACGUAGAAAACUGGCUGGUCUCUCCAAGACUUCCAAAGACCGUACCACUUGGAACAUCCUGGAUGAUCAGCCGAGAGUGUUCCCUGUGCCCAGCAGCUCUCACAGUACCUGCAGUAUGGAUUCUCCUACAGGAUUGAAGAAGAGGGAAGCUGGCAUCUCUCUGGCUGCCAACUUUACUGCCAACAACAGGAGCAAUAAAGCAGCUGUGGGUAACUCGGUGACCACCAUCCUCCACAACAACCACUCAGAGAAACCCCUCACUCCCAAGAGCUCCAAUCAGAAACCCUCCUUCAAUAACAUAAUCAAAGCCACAGUAAAUGAUGAUUCAACUCUGGAUGUGAGUGGUUCUCUUACUAAGUCUCAGAAGAAUUUCUCUUCUGCGUCAUCGAGCUCCAACAACAACGCCUCUCGUAGCCCCCGAAGCCCAGGUCAGCCCCGCAGACGAGAGGUGACCGAGGAGGAGGCUGAAAGGUAUAUUCAGCAAGUGAACCAUGCUGCUAUUAUCAUCCAGCGUUGGUAUCGUCGCCAUGCCAACAGAAAGAGAGCCAAUGAGAAUACAAUCAAACACCUCCUCACGUCCAAAAAGAAGGAGAGGGAGCAGAGAGCAGAGGAGGAAAAAACCAUUGAGUCAUUGAAGAAGAAAGAAGAUGAUCGAAAACGCAUCAGGGAGGAGAAAGCUCGUCUGGCUCGGCUUACCGCCAUACAGGAGCUUCAGCAGAAAAGAGCCCAACGUGCUGCAGAGGUACAACAGAUCGCAGAGGAGGAGGUAGAGUCACUAAGAUGUGCUGCGAAAGUGGGCCGUAAAAAACUCACCAAGAGUUCACCCACUUCUCCCACUGACAUCAAGGCUAAGAACACAGAUUCUAAUGUAAAUGUGGUGCCUGAUCUGGAUGACGUGACGAAUUUGAGGGCCGCGUCACCUGUUGGUUCUGUGUGCAGAGGAUCUCAGUGUUCUCAGGAGAUCCUCCAGAGGUCUGUGAGCAUGGAGGACCAGCGGCAGGGGGCACCAUCGAGCAGGGCGCAGUCAAAAACCACUCUGAAUGACCUGCUAGACACACUGAAGCUAUUAGAAGAGGAGCCAGAGAGACUGUCAGAGCCUAAGAGCUACAGGAAGGACAAGUAUGCGUGGAUUGACAAGGAUGGAGACUCCAACUCCCUGACGACUGAUAAUGUGGAACGGCACAGGCAGCUGAGUCAGACUCCAGCCCUUCCAGAUGGGGGCGCUCUGCUUUCAGAAGCCAAACUGCAGAGCAUUAUGAGCUUCCUGGAUGAGAUGGAGAAGUCUGAGCAGGAGAGACCACGCUCGGUCACCUCUGGAUCACAUAGAGAGGUGAUGUUGUCAGAGGAAGAUCUAGCAGUUGUGGAACAAGCCUCGGCCACAGCUGCUGAGGUCACCGGCUCUAUGAUGAGACUCAAACUGGAGCUGGAUGAGAAAAAACGCACUGUCAAUAUGCUACAAACAGCGCUGGCCCAGCAGAGGGAGCUGACCAUCCGGCAUGUGAAGGAGACUGAGAAAGAGCUCAAUCAUACGUUCCAGUUACAGAAACAGCAGUAUGAAGCUACGAUACAGAGACACCUGACAUUUAUAGACCAGCUUAUUGACGAUAAAAAGGCCCUGAGUGAAAAGUGUGAGGAAGUGGUGGGAGAACUCAAGCAGGUUGACCAGAAAUACACUAAGAAGAUCGCUCAGAUGCAGGAGCAACAUGAGCUGGUGUGGCAAAUUCUGGGUCCCAUGUGCGAGGAGAUUAAGAAGCUGAAAGAGUUAAUGAGUGCCACAGAAAAGAUCCGCCGAGAGAAAUGGAUCGAUGAGAAGACCAAAAAAAUCAAGGAGAUCACUGUAAAAGGUCUGGAGCCAGAGAUUCAGAAGCUGAUCUCCAAACACAAGCAGGAGCUGAAGAAACUGAGAGUUCUUCACGAGGCAGAGCUGCUUCAGGCGGACGAGAGAGCCGCUCAGCGCUACGUCAGGCAGAGCGAGGAGUUACGACAACAGCUGGAGAGAGAAAGAGAUGAACAGUGCCAGAGAGAGAGAGAACUGGCUAAGCAGAGGUUUGAGAAACAGCUGCAGGAAGAGGAGAACGCGCUGCAGCAGCAGAGGAGGCGCCUGUAUAAGGAAGUAUCAGAGGAGAAAGAGCGAAUCACACAGCUGGCAGCCAGGCAGCAUGCUGAGCUGGAAGAUUUAAGGAAGCAGUUGGAAGAGAACAGCUCUUUGGCAGGAAGAGCGUUGAGAGAAGAACUCGAGAAGAACAGAGAUGAGCAGGAGAGACGUCACCAGGUUGAAAUAAAGGCCCUGAAGGAAAGACUCGAAAUUGAGAAACAGACAUGGGAAGAAAAUUAUAUGAAAAAAGAGGAAGCGUGGCUUCUGAGCAGAGAAAGGGAGCUUAAAGAGGAAGUGCGUCGAGGGAGAGACAAAGAGAUUGAGCUGGCGAUUCAGAGACUAGAGGAGGAGACCAGAGGGGCAAGAGAGGAGUGUGAGAGAGCAGCUGACAACCGGAUAAAGCGUGUGAGGGAGAAAUACGAGACCGAGAUCAGAGAUCUGGAGCGUUCGGAGCGGGCGGCACUGCAGAAACAGCAAGAGAUGAGAGAGAAACACAGUGAGAUGGAGGCAGAGCUCCUCCGAUUGCAGUCGCUGUUACGACAACGAGAGCAAGAGAUAAGCGACCUCACCCAGGCCCGUGAUAAGUUGUCAGAUGAGCGCCGCAGCCUAGCAGAAGUGAUCAGACAAGAGUUUGCAGAGCGGCUUGUAGAAACGGAGGAAGAGAAUAGGAGGAUGAAGAUGGAAGCCUCGGAAGCCAAAGCGCGACUCCGCUUAGAGGUGGAGCGAGUGAGCAGAGAGAAAGAAGAGGAGCUUGCAGAAGUACAUCAGAGAGUGAAGUCAGCUAUUUUGAAGAAGGAAGAGACGGUUAAUAACUUGCGUAAGCAGCAUGAGGCUGCGGUGAAGAGAGCAGAUCAUCUCGAGUCUUUGUUGGAACAGCAGAGAAAACAGCUGUUAGGAAAAUGAUUGUCAAGUUAGGGCACUGACACCCCACCCCCCCGCCACCAACACUACCACCCCUUCCUUUUUGUUAAACCGUCCUCCUGCACAAAGGAACGUUCUUCUUCUUUUUUUUUUUUUUUUUUUUUUAUUACUUUUGGUUUUUUGGAUGAACUGAUGGAUUCUGGGUGGACAUUUUGGUUCCACCACACUUCUCAUUCAGAAGGACGGCCUUUGGCAUUCCCAUGGGAACAAGGCAAGAAAUAAGAGAGGAAUUUAAUCUUCUCCAAGAUUCCAGGAGAGGCUUUUGUGGCUCUCUCUUGCACGGAUAUGGCCAAAUUACAGAUUCCUUUCAGCCACUGGUUUCACACAGCCAAACAAAUGAACUUACAGAUAAAAACACACACACACACACACACAAACAUUUUCUCACUAGAGUUUAGAUCUAGUUUGUUGUUGUUACAAAACCCUACCUCAUAAAAUCGUGCAUAUUUCACCCCAGAAUCAAAAUAUAUAAAUGACACAUUUCCUUACUUUCAUAAACAAAUUAGGCUCAUUAAGCAAAAAAAAAAGCAAAAAAUAAUAUAUUAUUAAGUUGUAAAGUAUUUAUACAUGUUAUUUUUUUAUAACUUUAAUUUAUGCUUGUAUUAAGUAGUCAUUUUAUAAUAUAGUAAAAAAAAAAUGGAAAUCUGAUGAAUCACAAUGGAGAUUAAUGAGGAUUGCAAAACCCUCAAAAGUAAAACAAUAAUGACGGUUCACAUUGUGGCAAAAUGUGAUUGAUUGUCAUGGAAAUUGUCACAAUGCAAAAUAGUCCUAAAAAUAAGCUUAAUUUUCUUUAUGCAAAAUAGUAUUUCUUACAUUUAUUAUUUUGAUUUGUGGGUAAAAUCUGUAUGCAUUUGUGAGAUUCACCCAAGAAGUGGAAAAGCCCCUUUUGCUGGGCACAAAGGCAUUCACAGUAAAGUGUUCCAGAUGUUUCUGUAACUACACUCCCUUUCCCGUCCCUCUCCAGCACUGGAAUAAGGAGAAUGGGUGGAGAUUACAGUGGACAAGAGAGGUGGGAGGGGCAAAGGCUUUGAUAUUGAGCAGAGAAGUUAACUCUUCACAUUAAAGAGGAGAGGCCUAAACCCCCACCGACACAAACAUCCCCACUCCCCUGCCUUUUGUGUGUUGCAUACAGAUGCCUUUUGUCCUGAUCCCCCUCAGAGCUAUCUCUAAAUUACAGGAGAUGUCCCAGAAGCCCCCAGGACACCCAAACAUGCUCACACAGAGCCCGCAGUGAAGCCCAGUUCUAGUUCAGAUGGCAGUGAAUGAUGGCAGCACAGCUAGGCAAUAGAGAUUUUAGAAGGUUUGUUGACAGCAAAGCAGUAAGUGGAAGAAGAUAAGUAUGGAAUGUCUCUUUAGAUUGAUAGGGACUGACAGUAGAUUGAGCAGCUCUCACGGUACAUAUGUGCAGCAAUUUUGCACAUACUGAGAUGAGAGACCUGGAUGAGGUUGAGUUGAGAUGGAUGUAGAAAGUUGGGUAGAUAAAAAUAUCAGAUGGAUUAAAAAAUUAAGAGGAUAACAGUGUUUAGAAUUAGGUACGGCAAAGCUGGGUUCCACAGAAUGUCAUGGUACAAGAUGACUGUGAUUUGCCAAGUAGGAUGUUCCUGAAUCAACAUACAGGGUUCCCACAGUCGUGGAAAAAUGUCAAGGAAAAUUGUGUUUUCAGGCCUAGAAGAGUCAGAAAAGAAGAAAAGUCAUUGAAAACAUAGAAAUAGUAAAUAUGUACUAUUUUUUUUCUUUUGAAAACUGAACAAGAACAAAAUCUAGUUGACAAAAUAUUUUAGCGUAAAAGUGGCUUGCAAGCAGUGUUAUUGUUGACUAAAAAGUUUUUGUUAAUUGAAAUAGUGCUGAAAUGUAAUGAAAUAAAUGGAAAACUUAAAAAAAAAAAACUAAAUAGAAAUAAAACUGAAACAAGUUUGUUGAAGUACUGAAAUUACUAAAACUAAACUGAAAUAUAAAGUAAAGCUAAUUCAAAAUAUUAAAAAACAAAGCUAAAUUACUAAAACUGAAAAUAUAAAAUAAAAGCUAAUUCAAAAUAUUAAUAAGUACUCUAAUAAUAUAUUAUUAAUACUAACUUAGCAUUGCUUGCAAGCCAUAGGAAUGUCUGUAUUUUUUUUUUUUUUUUAAUGAAUCAUUGAAAACAGUUCACACAUUGGUCUGAAUGAUUCAUUAGGAUUCAUUAGCUUGACUUUAUAUAUAGGAAUGUUUUUCUAGCACUAACACAAGUUGUGUUGUAAUGUUGAUCCAGGAACAGUUCUCUCUUGGUGAAAUUUCUGAGAGCCGGGGGAGCAUGACUCAUUCUGUGGUUUCAAGCACAACUAAAAACCCUCCAAUCUCUUUCGUUUUCUCUGCAUGCAAUGUAGAGGAGCGGAGACGAGUGCAAUUCAGCAGGAGUUGGGGUGGCAGGGUGGGGGAGGUGCUUCAAACUCCCAAAAGUCUCCAUUGUUUCUUUUUAUUCCUUCCCUUUUGGUUACUUUACCUUUUAGGUUUUUUUAGGAGCCACUUAUUUAAAACAUUUAGAAUGAAUAAAAAUGACGCAGGCCAGAAAAGCAGUGAAUGUUAGGCCUAUUAUGUUGGGAAUGUUUGACCCUGAUGUUUAUUCUGAUUGGGCAACGUUAGGUCUUUGUAUUUAAAAAAAACUUUAAUUUAAAAACUUCUCUUUAUCUGCAAAACAAUACCCUUGUCAGAGAAGUUGAUUUAUGUGCUAAAUUACACGUGCAAGCCGUAAACAACUUCCUAUCCAAUGUUAGACUGCUUUUUUGUACCAUUGUUUUGUGGAUUUUGUAUGUCAGAUUCUUACUGAUGUGUGAGCUGUUUAGUCAACGGAACCACUCCGAAAAGGUCAGAGUGAAAAGUUCCUCAUUCCUGUUCUCUAAUGAGUGGAUCAGGUGUCUUGUUUGAGGACAGAGUGAGCUCAAACUGUCCCCACUGCAGAAUACAGUAAGCUCUGUCAUGUGGCUCAAGCGUAAAGAGGCAUAAUUUCAUGAGUCACAUGUUGACAUCACACUUAAAUGUGUAUCCAAAGUCAGCUGGAUGCAGUAUAUUACAACCCCAUUGUGAGGUUUAAAACGUUAAAACAUUCUGCGAAUGUUUCAGAUGCAUUUCGUGAAGGUUAGAAGCAGAUUGGCAGCAGAUGCAGGUCCUUGGCUGUCUUUCCGCCUUUGAACGGCAGUGUGGUUGGCAUGGCCGGUGCGUGUCAGUCCCACUCGUGCCAAUGAAUUAUUCUUUUGUGAGUGUAGUGUUUAAUAGCCAAGCGCCGGUCGCCAUUUUCCUGGCCUUUUGUAACUGUGGUCUAAAAAAACACUACUUUUAUUAUCUUAAUUCAUGUCUUGGAUCAUUUCGCCUUCAAACUACUUUCCCUCUUUGUUUUUAAAAUGUUCGAUUUUGCAUGUCUGAGUUUUUAAGUAAAUUUAAAUGUGCCCUAUAACAUGUAGCUCUUAAUUUGAUUCUUCUACACACAUCCUGUAUUUUGAUCAAGUUUAAUUGCUGUUUUUUCGAACAGUGAAGAAUCUUGUCAGUACGAAAAUAAAUCUUGAAAAUGA
Ctenopharyngodon idella (grass carp) is the source of this 7144-nucleotide messenger RNA. It is a transcript of the gene cep131, whose product is annotated as centrosomal protein 131. Gene Ontology annotation, biological process: cilium assembly; regulation of centrosome duplication; intraciliary transport involved in cilium assembly. The record is from RefSeq and is a predicted model, not a curated record. Gene Ontology annotation, cellular component: centriolar satellite. Bases 255 to 3587 code for a protein of 1110 amino acids. The transcript has 27 exons. NCBI's taxonomy places the organism in Eukaryota, Metazoa, Chordata, Actinopteri, Cypriniformes, Xenocyprididae.